UUCAACCGGAGAAGGUUACUUUCCAACUGAUCGCCUGUGGGGACCGCUCGGAGUCCCGGCGCUGCUUUCUUCGGUGAAACCCAAAGGCCGCGGACCAUGCCCCCAGCUCACGGCCGCCCGCUGCUGCCCGUGCUCCUCCUGUUGCCUCUGGCCCUGUCCCUGUCCCUGACUGGCGCCCACUCAGCGUCCUGGGGGCGCAGGGCAGCGAGUGUGGCAGACGAGGAGCCGAAGCCGUCGCCUGUCCGGCCAGCGGCAGCAGAGACCGCCGGCGCCGGCCCUGCGCUCUUGCUGCGCCGGCAGGCUCGGGCCACCCCGGCUCUCCGCGCGGUCCGCAGCGCAGAAAUAUUCCCAAGAGAUUUGAACUUAAAGGACAAAUUCAUAAAGCAUUUCACAGGGCCAGUCACAUUUUCAGCCGAAUGUAGCAAACAUUUCCAUCGACUCUAUUAUAAUACCAGGGAUUGUUCAAUGCCAGCUUACUACAAAAGGUGUGCCAGAUUGCUGACAAGAUUAGCAGUGAGUCCACUGUGUACUCAGACGUAGAAAAUGUGACCUACAUUUCUCAAGAAUGUAAACCUAAUUUGAAGAAAAUAGUGCCUGGAAUCAUACCAAAUGUCAAAAGAGAUGAAACUCCUAAUUCUAUGGUGUAAUAAGAUGAGUAAAACAAGAGACUUAUCUCUAUGACAGAACUAAUUAUCUGUAUCCUAUCAUGGAUUGGAUUUGGUCCUGGUUUGUCUUUGUGGAUAUAGUAAUUUGUAAUUAAAAAAGAAAUUUUAAAUCUCCAUAUUGCAACUAGAAUUUUAAAAAUUGUGCUUUUCUACUUUAUUUUUGCUAGAUAUAAUAAUUUUAUUACAUGGCUAAUAUUCCAUGUGUAUAUGAGUUAAACAUUUAAUUAUGCAAAUUAUAUCUGAGAAUGCCAAUGAGAAAUGAUUUUUUUUGUAUAUUAUUUUUAGUGAAACUUUGGUCUAAUAAUUAUCUAAUAAGUAUACUUUUAUAAGUCUUAUUUAAUGAUAUUUAAAUACAUGUACCUCAGGAUUUUGUUGUCAUUGUUUGCAUUAAUUUGAAAUGUAAAUUUUAUUAAAACUGAAAUAUGAAAAAUCUGUGCCAUUUGUCUUUGAAUGAAAUAUAUUUUAUCCCAGAGGUUAUGAUAAUGAAAUAUGAUUAAUAUAUAUGUAUGCAGGGGGGUUGGUUUUUUUUUUGGAUGUUUACAUAAACAUUUUUUUCUGAACUGAUAACUAGGUUCCUGAGACAAUUUUUGACUUUUUGAAGUUAGAACGUAUGGUAUUCCUGUCUUAUAUAGAAAGGAUGGCAAUUGCUCUUGGCCAGGGGGGAUGUGUGCUGUAGAAGAAUGGAUGGGUGGACUGUAGGCUAUGUUUAGAAUGUAACAAAAUGCCCUGACACAUUCAACAAGUUUCAUUUAAAAACAACAAUAAAAAAAAUAUGAAAACUACAAUGAACAAUAGUAAAAGCUCAUCCUUUUGAAGAGUAGACAAACCACAAGUUGCUUGGUAAUACAUAGACAGUAAAAAAAAACAGUAGCACACUGUUUUUUUCCAUGUUUUGCCAUUUGUGUAGGUACCAUGAAGACAGACGUGUGUCUGUACUAGCCAUUACAUCCGUUUUCAUCACCUGUACGUGCCUGUGAAGUCAGGUUGGUUGAUUGUGGCAUUUAGAUCUUCUGUGCCUUUAUUGAGCUUCUUUCUGGAUGUCCUGUCCUUGACCGAAAGUGGUGUGUUGAAGUCUCCUACUAUUAUUGUGGAGCUGUCUAUCUCACUUUUCAAUGCCGAUAGAGUUUGUUUUAUGUAUCUUGCAGCCCUGUCAUUGCAUGCAUAAAUAUUUAAUAUGGUUAUAUCUUCUUGGUGUAUUGUCCCUUUAAUCAUUAUAUAGUGUCCUCCCUUAUCCUUUCUGAUGGAUUUAACUUUAAAGUCUAUUUUGUCAGAAAUUAAUAUUGCUACUCAUGCUCUUUUUUGAUUGUUAUUUUUUUCCAUCCUUUGAGUUUUAGUUUGUUUGUGUCUCUAAGUUUAAGGUGUGUCUCUUGUAGGCAGCAUAUAGAUGGAUCAUGUUUUUUAAUCCAUCCUGCCACUCUCUAUCUCUUUAUUGGUGCAUGUAGUCCGUACACAUUCAGCGUAAUUUUGGAUAGGUAUGAAUUUAGUGGUAUCAUUUUCAUGUCUUUUUUUGUGUGUUGUUGACAGUUUCUUUUUCCCACUUAAUUUUAUGUGCUGAGUAGAUUAUCUUUAUAUAUUGUCCUUUCCUCAUAUUCAUUCUUGUUGAUUUUGUUUCUGCUGAGUCUGUAUUUUUUUCUUCUAUUUUUUUUUGAUGAGUAGGAUAGUUUGUCUCCUCUGUGUUUACUGUAUUAUUUACCCCUAUUUUUCUAAAUUUAAACCUAACUUUUAUUUCCUCCUAUCGCUGUAUCUUCCUCUCCGUAUGGAAGGUCUAUGAUUACAUUUCUAGCCGUUUUUAAUAUUUAAUAAUUUAAUUUAAUAAUAUUUAAUAUUAAUAUUUUAAAGUUGUCUUCUUUUAUAUAAUAACAUUGCUGUUACCCUGUUUUGAGCUUUUUUUUUUUUUUAAACCCUGCUUUGUUUUUUUGGUUUCCCUGUCUGGGUUGAUGUCUGAUUGCUCUGCCCAGUAUUCUAGUCUUGGCUUGAUACCUGAUAUUAUUGAUUUUCUAAUGAAAGAACUCCCUUUAGUAUUUCUUGUAGUUUUGGUUUGGUUUUUACGAAUUCCCUCAACUUCUGUUUAUCUGGAAGUGUCUUAAUUUCACCUUCAUAUUUAAGAGACAUUUUUGCUGGCAAUUUUUUUCCUUCAAUCUUUUAAAUAAGUCAUCCCAUUGCCUUCUUGCCUGCACGGUUUCUGCCAAGUAAUCUGAGCUUAUUCUUAUUGGCUGUCCUUUGUUGGUGACUUUUCUUUUAUCCCUAGCUGCUCUUAUAAUUCUCUCUUUAUCUUUGAUUUUGGCAAGUUUGAUUAUAAUAUGUCUUGGUGACUUUCUUUUAACAUCUACCUUAUGUGGAGUUCAAUGAGCAUCUUGGAUAGAUAUCUUCUUAUCUUUUCACAAUAUCAGGGAAGUUUUCUGCCAACAAGUCUUCAAGAAUUCUCUCUGUAUUUUCUGUUAUCCCUCCCUGUUCUGGUACUCCAAUCACUUGCAGGUUAUUUCUCUUGACAGAGUCCCACAUGAUUCUUAAGUUUUCUUCAUUUCUUUUAAAAUUCUUUUAUCUGAUUUUUCUUCAAAUAUAUUAGUGCCAAGUGAUUUACCUUCAAGUUCAGAAAUUCUGGCUUCUACUUGCUCAAUUCUGCUCCUCUGACUUUCUAUUGAGUUGUCUACUUCUGUAAUUUUAUUGUUAAUCUUCUGAAUUUCUGAUUGCUGUCUGUCUAUGGAUUUUUCCAGCUCGUUAAAUUUUUCGUUAUGUUCCUGAAUAAUCUUUCUAAUUUCUUCAAUUGCUUUAUCUGUGUGUUCCUUGGCUUGUUCUGUAUAUUGCCUCAUUUUCUUCCUGAUGUCUUGAAGGGUUCUGUAUACUAAACUUUUGUAUUCUGCAUCUGGUAAUUCGAGGAAUGUACUUUCAUGUAGAAGAUCCCUGGAUUCUUUGUUUUGAGAGCUUGUUGAGGUGAUCAUGGUCUGUUUCUUUAUGUGACUUGAUAUUGACUGUUGUCUCCAAGCCAUCUACAUGUUAUUGUAUUAGUUUAUGUUUGCUUACUGUGUUGUAGCUUCUUGCUUUGUUUUGUUUUGAUAUGGCCUUAUGGGUUUCUUGAGUGAGCUAGCUUGAUUAUUUUCGCCUUUGGAGCUGUGACCUCCUAUUCCCAGAUGGCUAGAGGUGUUAUCAGGCAUAUCAGUCUAGGAGUCCAUUCACUUUUCUUCUAUGAAUUCAGCUCAGGUGUCCAGGUAGCUGAUCAUCAAGUAUGUGGUACAGGCUCUGUCCUACAAUCUUAGAGGGGCAGGGGUUAUUGGUGUAUAUACUGGUAUCUGAUUGCAGCAGGGGGUCACACUCUGAACAAGGCAGGGGGUUGAGAACCGACCCCCGAGUGUCUCUGAGGAAAGCACGUCCCUGUUCCCCAGAGCAUGUAGGUGGGUGGGUUCUCCAGAUGGACCAUGGGCACUGAAUGUUUUUGGUUGUAAGGAGUGGGAGGUACCAGUUAUCCUUGGAUCUCUGUUGUGAGUGGCUGGGUGACCUGAGUGGAGCUACCAGUCCUUAGACCCCUGAUGUGGGUAGGUGAGAAUCUUGUUUAAUAGGCAAAGCAAUGUCAGAUAUCAAACACCCAUGUCUCCACCGCACAACUGAAAUGGUUGGAGUCUGCCAACAAGGGCCUAUUCUGAAAUAGUCCCACAUCGUUCCAUGCAGAGGGGAACGGUGCUCAAAGUCCACAGACCGUUUAUGCCUGUACAGGAGCCGCUUCUAUCCUGAGCUCCCCCAGUUAAUGGAGCUGGCAAAUUAUCUUUUCCCCUAAGUGCAUUUUUUUUUCCUUCCCCAAGGCCAGGAGGAUGGCUCUAGGCACUCAACAGUGCCUAUCUCAGGCCCAGGGAAUUCAGCCACUGAAGCCUUCUUGGGGUUUGGAGGGCGUGUUAAAAUAUACGCAAGUACUUAGGUUUCGCAGAGAGCGCUGUUCUUCUCAGGUUCCAGAGGUGUGAGUAGGCUGUGUGGCUGGCUGCUUCUCCCUGAGGAAAAUGUGGCUGAAGGCUAGUACCAGUCCAGCACCACGGCUCUGGGAAUGGUGCCUGAGAGCACCCCACAAUUCGGGUCCAGUAACUCCUCUCCGCUUCUGAACUGUCUCUUCCUCCCCCGGCCCCUAAGUUCAUUUUCUAAGCUUGUCUUUGAUGCUCAGGUCUCCUAGCUUGUCAUAAAUGUACUAGUUUCACUUGUUUGUUCAGGUCUUUGUUGUCAAGAGGGCUCACCAGAAGUAUCUCUAUUCUGCCAUCUCGGCUCUGCCUCUAGAUAGUUCCUUUUUUAAAAGGAACAAUUAAAGUCAUUUUUGAAUUUCCAAGCUAUUUAAUUUGGCUUCUGUUUGUGGCACUUUGAGCUACAUGUAUGUGUAUAAGGGCGUACACAUACACACACAGCAGCAUAUAUAACAGCUACACAUGCCAAGUGUAUAAAACGUGUGUGCGUGUGUAUAACACACACACUCCCUCUGUCUGCUAUGGGCUAAUUUUGAAGAGCUCCCAUAAGUUUUGCUGCUUUUCCCAUAACUACUGCCAUCACCAUCAGAAUUCAUAAUCAAACUUAACCUUUUUGUUGCGGUCACCAAAUCUGAAGACAAAAUUAAUUCACACCAGUAAACUUCAAACUGCUUUCUUUCUUGAAAAACUAAUGUUUAAUGUAAUGUCUGUUCCAAGUUGUUGAUUGCAUGUGGUUAAUGUUGCAUUAGAGCACUUUGCAAUUGCAUAAUUCAUUAAUGUUUUGUGAGUUCGCAUUUGUGAGUUAUUGGAUGAUCAGAUUGGAUUUUGUCAAGUACCACAUUGUACAUCUUGCCUAGAUGUCAAUGACAGCCAGCAAUAUACAGUUUGUAAUGAAACUAUCUAAAUUCUUCUCUUAUCAUAUCUGUUACGUGUAAAACACUCGUAACUAGCUUUUUUAAUUUAUUAUUUGAAUUUUAGAAUAGUGAAUCACUAAUUUUUAGUUGCUGAGGUUAGCGUUUUAGUGAUUACUAAGCACUUCUGUCAGUCUUGAAAAAAGGAACUUACAUUUAUUCUUUGAAGAUCUCUGAAGAAUUUAUCCUAUACUAGAAUGGGCAUGUAUUGUAAUUGUUUUACGUCAAAUAGUCCAUGUUGUUGAAAAAACAGUAACCUUUGUUAAGGAAAGAAACCAAUAAACUUGGCCUUUCCAAGUGGAAAAAUGAUCUGUCACUAUAAUAUACUGUAUGUUCACAUUUUAUUUAAAUUCAAUCUCUUAUGUAUAGGCUUAUAAUCUUCCCCCAAAACAACAGUGAUUGUGAUUGUUUUCUAGAAAUUUCUUAGAAGUGCCACACUUGGCAGUAAAAAGGAGUUUGAGUGUAAUCGUCCAGAGAUUUCUAUAGUGUUGAAUGUCUAAAAUGGUAAAUGUGCCACUGUGGCAAGUUUACAGUGGCUUAUGUUUUUCAUAGUUAACUCAAAUGAACAUCUAUU
Messenger RNA from Loxodonta africana (African savanna elephant), 6088 nucleotides. It is a transcript of the gene ALKAL1, whose product is annotated as ALK and LTK ligand 1. The coding region runs from base 97 to 540 and encodes 147 amino acids. The record is from RefSeq and is a predicted model, not a curated record. Gene Ontology annotation, molecular function: receptor signaling protein tyrosine kinase activator activity; receptor tyrosine kinase binding. Gene Ontology annotation, biological process: positive regulation of ERK5 cascade; positive regulation of ERK1 and ERK2 cascade. Lineage: Eukaryota; Metazoa; Chordata; Mammalia; Proboscidea; Elephantidae. The transcript is spliced from 6 exons.